AACGGUUUGACCAUCGUGCAGUUUUGCAUAUUCCCCCUGCCCAUUCGGGACGGCUCGGCCUCCGCCCCGGCCCCGAUCCAGGACCCCACGGCGCCGCCCUCCUCGCUCGUCAAGGCGGCCGAGCUCGUCACGCGGUUUCGGGAGCAGGGCCAGGCGCUCAUCGCCGCGCGCCGCCCCUGGGGGGAGGUCUUCCGCUCCCCCGCCUUCUCCAAGCCGCCCAACGUCGGCGAGGCCGUCUCCCGGAUGCGCCGCAACACGGCCUACUUCCGCGCCAACUACGCGCUCGCCGUCCUCGCCGUCGUCGCCGCCUCGCUCCUCUGGCACCCGGGCACCCUCUUCGCGCUCCUCGCGCUCUGCGCCGCCUGGUUCUUCCUCUACUUCGCGCGCCGCGCCGAGGGCGCCCAGCCGCUCCGGGUCUUCGGCACCGAGUUCGACGACGGCACCGUCCUCGCCCUGCUCUCCGGGGUCACCGUCAUCGCCAUGCUCUUCACCGACGUCGGCUGGAACGUCGUCGGUUCGGUCAUGAUCGGGCUCGCCCUCGCGGGCGCGCACGCCGCGCUCAGGUCCACCGACGACCUCUUCCUCACCGAGCAGGAGGCGGCCGGCAACGGCCUCGUGGCCGCAGGCUUCAGCGCUGCUGGACCCAUCUUGCCCACCUAUGUCCGCAUUGGUUGAUUGUGCAGUCUGGCUUGGUGUGAUGGUACUUCCAAUCUUCUUUGUUGAACAUUCUGGGUUUGUGUUCUUGUUUGCAAUUGUGCACUGGCAAUUCUGUUUCAUAUAUACGGCACAGUAUCUAUUGCUUCGUGUGUUGGCGUGUAAAAAAAAACUAGAUUGGCUUGUGAUCUUAGACUCAAUAGUAAAUUAGUAAUGUGUGCAAUCAUACUAUGAACAUGUUAUACACUUUUCUUCUCAACUGAGUGUAAAGCUGCUAUGUUGAUAAUGGCAAUUGCCAUCCUAUUCUUCACUAUAGUUUGCUGCAAA
Aegilops tauschii subsp. strangulata is the source of this 981-nucleotide messenger RNA. RefSeq names its product PRA1 family protein E-like. NCBI's taxonomy places the organism in Eukaryota, Viridiplantae, Streptophyta, Magnoliopsida, Poales, Poaceae. Gene Ontology annotation, cellular component: endoplasmic reticulum; Golgi apparatus. The record is from RefSeq and is a predicted model, not a curated record. Gene Ontology annotation, biological process: vesicle-mediated transport.